Molecule: messenger RNA, 4395 nt
Organism: Sinocyclocheilus rhinocerous
Lineage: Eukaryota; Metazoa; Chordata; Actinopteri; Cypriniformes; Cyprinidae
Product: pikachurin-like
Exons: 27
Coding region: 1-3699 (1232 amino acids)
Molecular function (GO): calcium ion binding; protein binding
Source: RefSeq, a predicted model, not a curated record
AUGAGGAAUAAUCGCCCGACUAGCAGUGCUGUUGCCCUGGAAGUCCCAUUGAGUUUGGAAAUGCUCACAACUGGACAGUUUGACGGCCAAGCCAGCUUUGAUGUGGUGAUCGGGAACCUGAAGGUGGCCACGCAGUACCGUGUCAGUGUGGGGGCGUACGGCUGGGCAGAGAGGUUAAGUCCACCGCUGGACAUUCAGCUGGAGACGGUGAACUGCACUGCAUUCAGUGUCCGGUGGAAAAUGCCCCGUAGACACGUCAGCACUAUCACUGGCUACAAGGGACAGUUUGACGGCCAAGCCAGCUUUGAUGUGGUGAUCGGGAACCUGAAGGUGGCCACGCAGUACCGUGUCAGUGUGGGGGCGUACGGCUGGGCAGGGGAGGGCCGACCCAGCAUGCCCCGGGACAUCAGCACUGGCUCUCUUGAAAAGUGCAUGCCUCCUGCACCUCCGACCCAGCCUAAAGUGGUCCCAGUGUCAGACACAGAACUGGCGUUGUCAUGGCAGCAUGGAGAGAGUGAAGGAAGUGCACCUGUGCUAUACUUCCUUGUGGCGUAUAUCAGACCGGAGAUGGACACUGAGUGGACGCACAUCAGAGAGCCAGUAGAGUCGAACUCUAUGGUGCUCAAGGGUCUGAUUCCUGAGACGGAGUACCAGUUUAUCAUCAGAGCUGUGAACGCACACGGCAUCAGCCCUCCCAGUGCCAUCAACAACCCCGUGCACACUCUCGGUUCAGCAGAUAUAGGCAGUGGAGACUAUGACGUCUACAUCUCAAACUCUGACAGUAAAGAUGAGGACGGCUUUGAAAUCGAUGACUCAGAUUAUGACGUCUUCAUUGAGGAGAUAAAGUCGUUAACUAGCAGUAAGAAAAGCGGCAGACGGUCUCAGCUCCGCACCCGCGUCGGGACUCCCAGAAACGGAAAUGUUAUUUAUAGGAUGCGUACACCUGUUUCCCAAAAUAUCAGCUUCACUCCAACAGCAGCGGCAGCAUGGACCACAUCAACAACUCCUGUAACCACAACAACGCUCACUAGCUCCGCCUCCAGGACAACCACCACACCUGUUAUACUGACAGGCUCCGCCCCCACCACGCCUUCUCCCAGUCCGUCAAUGACGCCGUGGAAAGGGCAAAGACCCCGGGUCUAUGAUGUACCAUGUGACGAGACGGUCUGCCCCCCCGACAGCUUCUGCAUCAACGAUUACGACACUGGAGGCUCUCGAUGUCACUGCAACCUCGGUCACCAGGGAGACUUCUGCUCAGAAGGUUCAGCAGAUAUAGGCAGUGGAGACUAUGACGUCUACAUCUCAAACUCUGACAGUAAAGAUGAGGACGGCUUUGAAAUCGAUGACUCAGAUUAUGACGUCUUCAUUGAGGAGAUAAAGUCGUUAACUAGCAGUAAGAAAAGCGGCAGACGGUCUCAGCUCCGCACCCGCGUCGGGACUCCCAGAAACGGAAAUGUUAUUUAUAGGAUGCGUACACCUGUUUCCCAAAAUAUCAGCUUCACUCCAACAGCAGCGGCAGCAUGGACCACAUCAACAACUCCUGUAACCACAACAACGCUCACUAGCUCCGCCUCCAGGACAACCACCACACCUGUUAUACUGACAGGCUCCGCCCCCACCACGCCUUCUCCCAGUCCGUCAAUGACGCCGUGGAAAGGGCAAAGACCCCGGGUCUAUGAUGUACCAUGUGACGAGACGGUCUGCCCCCCCGACAGCUUCUGCAUCAACGAUUACGACACUGGAGGCUCUCGAUGUCACUGCAACCUCGGUCACCAGGGAGACUUCUGCUCAGAAGGUCUGACGGUAAAUUUCCCAAAGUUCUAUGGCUACUCCCACAUGACGUUUGAACCUCUUAAAAACUCUUACCAGAGCUUCCAGAUCAGCCUGGAGUUUAAGGCAGAGGUUGAGGAUGGAUUGCUGUUGUAUUGUGGAGAGAAUGAACACGGUAGAGGAGAUUUCACCUCCCUGGCCCUCGUACGGGGAAUACUACAUUACAGGUUUAACUGCGGUACGGGUGCAGCUCAGAUUGUAAGUGACAGCUCCAUUGUGAUUGGACAGUGGCACACGGUCACAAUAUUUAGAGACGGCAUGAAUGGCUGGCUGAGAUUAGACAAUGACACACCGGUGUCAGGCCGUUCUCAGGGUCAGUACACUAAAAUAACGUUCCGCACGCCUUUGUUUUUGGGCGGAGCUCCGAAUGCCUAUUGGCUGGUGAGGGCGGUGGGCACCAAUCGCGGCUUUCAGGGCUGCAUGCAGAGUCUGACUGUCAACAGUAAAGCCAUUGACAUCCGACCCUGGCCUAAAGGAAAUGCACUGAGCGGAGCAGACAUCGGCGAGUGCAGCAACAGUGUGUGUGAGAAGGUCACCUGUGCUAAUGGAGGAAUCUGCUUUGCCAACCGUGCGGACGGCUUCAUCUGCCUGUGUCCUCUGGGCUAUAAGGGCUUCCUCUGUGAGGAGAGUUUCCUGUUGUCUCUACCCCAGUUUAACGAGAGCAUGUACUCGUACGCCAGCGCCCCCUGGCCUCAGCCCUCCCACAACUACCUGUCCUUCAUGGAGUUCGAGAUGACCUUCCAGCCGACCAAUCCCGACGGCACGCUGCUCUACACUGAUGAUGCGGCCAGUCGUGACUUCCUGUCAAUCAGCCUGGUGGGCGGAUAUGUGGAGUUUCGCUUCGACUGCGGCUCGGGUGCCACAGUUAUCAGGAGUGAGGAGGCCGUCGCUAUGGACGUGUGGCACGAGUUGCGUGUCUCUCGUACAGCAAAAAAUGGCAUCUUACAGGCAGACAACCAGAGACCAGUGGAAGGCAUGGCAGAGGGUGCAUUUACACAGAUAAAAUGUAGUUCUCCUCUCUAUAUUGGAGGAGUUCCUAAUUAUGAUAUUACUAAGAUGAGCGCUGGCGUCCUGAGACCCUUCAGUGGAACUGUGCAGAAGAUCACUCUGAAUGACCGCACUAUAGAGCUAAAUCCCGGUCAGGCUUUUGGGGUGAACGUGUUGAACGCAGAUCACCCGUGUGUGGAGAACCCAUGUGCUAAUGGAGGAACAUGCAGGCCGAAGUGGGACAGAUACGACUGUGACUGUGCGCUUGGGUAUGAUGGGAAACACUGUCAGAAAGAAUGUGGGAAUUAUUGCUUAAACACUGUCACUGAAUCUAUUGAGAUCCCUCAGUUCACUGGACGCAGCUAUCUGACAUACGACAACAGAGAUAUCCUCAAAAGGGUAUCAGGUUCCAGAACAAACAUGUUCAUGCGUUUUAAGAGCACGUCUAAAGAUGGUCUUUUACUGUGGCGGGGGGACAGUCCAAUGAGAGCCAACAGUGACUACCUGUCUCUCGGCCUUCAAGACGGAGCGCUCAUUUUCAGUUAUAAUCUUGGUAGCGGAGCCGGCACUGUGGUCAUUAAUGGCACAUUUAGUGAUGGCAAAUGGCACAGAGUGAAGGCUGUCAGGGAUGGACAGUCUGGUAAACUAACCGUUGAUGAUUACGGAGCUAAAACAGGCAGAUCUCCUGGAAAGAUGAGACAGCUAAACAUCAAUGGUGACCUUUACAUUGGGGGGAUGAAGGAGAUCGCGUUGCACACUAACAGGCAGUACAUGCGAGGUUUAGUGGGAUGCAUUUCUCAUUUCACUCUGGCCACAGACUACCAUCUGUCUCUGGUUGAUGAUGCAGCUGACGGCAAGAACAUCAACACCUGCACCAACUGAACACCUCAAAAACACCAGCUACAGAUCGUGACCAUCAGUAUCUGUGAUCCAAGAACAACAUCAUCAAAAUAACAACAAUAUCAGGAACACCAACAUCACUGACCUCAGCUGAGAAGCAACAAAUACAUUAGCAGUUGCAGCCAAAAUUUAUAUAUGCCCCAUUCAACACUUCAAAAUGAUCAUAGUUAGUCAACAAUAAGCUAUAACGUAAUAAAAGAGCCAAACCUACAGCAUUUAGCUUGGAACAUUGUAUAUGUGGUGAGAUGAGGAUGAAAGUGUUUUCUUGUGAACCUUCCAUUAUACACCAAAUUCCUGCACCAACAGCAAGAGUUGGGCUUUUUUUUUUGUUUAGCUUCUGCACUCAGUGUAAUAACAAAACGGUUUUCAAACAUGUAGUUGAAUCACAGUAAAUAAAUGUUGUAGUAUUUCAUAAGCGAGCAUGCAUAUAUUUGAAGGCAAGCCCAGCUCAGAGGUUGUUUGUCCAUCAUGCAAUAUUUGAUCUUUUAAAGCAUACUAAACAUAUUUAUAUUGUUUUCAAAUCUACAAGCCCUUUUUAUGGCACUUACUGUAUGGUUCUGCAACCAGUUCUUGUCCUUAGUCAGAUGGGUCCUCUUGUAUUAUUCUCUUCAAGGGCAAAGUUGAGGGACAAAUGUAUUUAUAUAAUUAUUGUUUUUUUUUAUACUAUUAAUUUUGAAU